Molecule: messenger RNA, 1020 nt
Organism: Ceratosolen solmsi marchali
Lineage: Eukaryota; Metazoa; Arthropoda; Insecta; Hymenoptera; Agaonidae
Product: Krueppel-like factor 16
Exons: 4
Coding region: 1-768 (255 amino acids)
Biological process (GO): regulation of transcription by RNA polymerase II
Molecular function (GO): DNA-binding transcription factor activity, RNA polymerase II-specific; RNA polymerase II cis-regulatory region sequence-specific DNA binding
Source: RefSeq, a predicted model, not a curated record
AUGCCUGAUAAAUCUUCAAAAUUGAAGAAUGCUGUCUCGAGUCAUUCAGAAAGGAAGCCAAAACGACGAUAUACAUUAACCGAUUUCCUCUUUGUUUCUGCAGUGUCGCCGAGUCUGCCGCUGGCGGACAUGGCGAGAGAGCGAGACCACCAGGAGCGAACGCGACGAACGGCGCCUCUCGGCGCCCGGAUCGCGGAUUGCGAACGCGACAGGGAGACGAUGAUGCGGGGCCGGAUGGAGUGUCGAGCGGAGCGACAUAGGGAGCGCGAGCGUCACCGAGACCUCGGCGUCUGCGCCAUGGAGCCACCCGAUCCCGUCUUCGUAUCUUCCUCCGCGGCACUCCUUGCCCUACAAAUCAAGGAGGCCUCGCUGGUAUUCCAUAAUAAACGGCCGGCAUUGACGUCCGGCAUCGGUCUCGGGGGCAGAGGUAAUAAUGCCCCCGUCGUCGGUGGCAACGGGACGAGCCUCGGGGUCGCCGAUGGCGAAUGUGGGGAUGCCCUCAAGCGGCGCAAGGUGCACAGGUGUGAUGUCGCCGGAUGCGAUAAGGUUUACACCAAGAGCUCGCACCUCAAGGCGCACAAGAGGACUCACACCGGUGAAAAGCCGUACCAGUGCACAUGGGAGGGAUGCACGUGGAAAUUCGCUCGCUCGGACGAGCUUACGCGGCAUUACCGCAAGCACACCGGCCAGAAGCCCUUCAAGUGCCAUCUUUGCCAGCGCUCCUUCUCCCGCAGCGAUCACCUCUCCCUCCACAUGAAGAGGCAUUGAUAGACUACGGCCCGACCGAUGUUGUGGGGCCCGAAGAUGGGGCAACAGCUGACGAGCUUAAUCAUAUGUACAUUCGGGACCUGAAGGCGCGAGGUUGAAUAGACGGAGAGGCAUAUCUGGACAUCCGGAUCCUCGUCCUGGGCGAAACGAAAUGCCGUAUGCUUACGUCGAGGAACGAGAAGUUACAUACACAUACGUACGCGCGCGUACACAAACACGCACACACACAAACACACAAUAAAUAUAGCCACG